UCCUUACUGUUCUUGAAAUCCUACCCUAAAGUUUCCUUCUUGGUGUCAUGCCUUUACUUUUAUCUUUAUCUUUACCUUUACCAGAGAAUUGUUACCCGUAAUUCUAUGUUUCUUCGCCAUAACUCCAGUUCAAGGUUUUUCUGUUUCUGUUCUGAGAUCGAUGAAGGUUAGCUUGAGACCGUUCAUUUCCCCUGUUGCUCCCAACCUCUUUCUCCGCACAGCAUGCUGUUCUAUAGGGCUUGCGCUUCCCGUGUAUUCCACUUUUAAAGCUAUUGAGGACAAUGAUCCAUAUCAGCAACAGAGAUGGCUAUUGUAUUGGGCAGCUUAUGGAUCUUUCAGUGCUGCAGAAAUGUUUACCGAAAAAAUAUUUUCCUGGAUUCCAUUCUAUUACCAUGCAAAGUUUGCAUUUCUUCUUUGGCUACAACUUCCCACUCUCAAUGGUGCAAGACAAUUGUAUUCCACUCACUUGCGUCCAUUCCUGUUGAAGCAUCAAGCUAGAAUGGAUGUGAUUGUUGAAUUUGUGUAUGGUGUAAUGAGUAAACUUAUUCGUGAUCACCAAACUGAAUUACAGCUUGCAAGAACUCUAGCAGUGAAGUUUCUAAUGACAGGAACUCAGAUGAUCAGGGAUCUCAUUCAUCCAGUUGGGAGGGAGUCUAAUAACAUUGAACCCCAAAAGAGACAGGUUCAGGAUUCAGAAUCAGAAGAUUAGUGCAUUUCUCUUUACCUGUAUUGGACAAAAAUACGUUGGGUUUAUGAUUUGCACAUGGGCUACAGAAUUUUGCAUUAUUAGUUCUGCAAAAUUGUUUAGUCAUAUUUAUUUUCUUGAUUUUCACUAGCUGUUCUUAGAAAAUAGGCAUAUUUGAUGUAAAUACUGAUUUUCACAGCAAUUGUUGUCUUGGGAGUAAUAUACACAGCUAGGGUCACGUUUAUGUUUGUUGA
This is a messenger RNA of Vigna angularis (adzuki bean), 939 nucleotides long. RefSeq names its product HVA22-like protein k. Bases 161 to 709 code for a protein of 182 amino acids. The record is from RefSeq and is a predicted model, not a curated record. Lineage: Eukaryota; Viridiplantae; Streptophyta; Magnoliopsida; Fabales; Fabaceae. The transcript is spliced from 7 exons.